AAAACACAAACCCAAACUCCAAAAACAAGGCUCAUGCAAUCACAUCAUUGUCCCUCCACUUUCCUGUGAUUGCUUGCCCCACUCUCUUCGCCCUGUAGCAAUGCUAAUGGGGGCGCACAUAGCCAGGCUUGUGCGCGCACCUAACCCAGCAUUAUUCCUCCUCCUCCUCGUUUCUGCGCUUUCGUUUUCCACGAUUGCAUUUGGCGAGACAGAUGCUGAUAUCCUCUUGCAUUUCAAGAACUCGUUAGGGAACCCUUCUGCUCUUAGCAAUUGGGUGCCAUCUAAGGGUCCAUGUAAUUGGGAUCGUGCCAAUUGGGUGGGUGUGAUUUGUUCAAAUGGUACCAUAUGGGGUUUGCAACUCGAAAGCAUCGGCCUCACGGGGAAGGUAAACUUUGAGACACUUGUUCCCUUGAGGUCAUUGCGUGCCAUAAGCCUUAUGAACAAUAAUUUUGAGGGUCCAAUGCCUGAUAUAAGGAGACUCAGCUCUCUAAAGGCCUUCUAUAUAUCUAACAACGGCUUCAGUGGGGAGAUUCCGGACGGUGCAUUUCAGGGAAUGGGGUCUUUGAAGAAAUUGUACUUGGCCAAUAAUGCAUUUACGGGUCAAAUCCCGUCUUCACUGGGCACCUUGCCUAUGCUUCUGGUGUUGAGGCUGGAAAGUAACCAAUUUGAAGGCCAAAUUCCUGAAUUUCAUCAGAAGUAUUUGAAGGUGAUGAAUGUAGCUAACAAUGAAUUGGAGGGUCCUAUCCCUGCAAGCUUAAGCAAAAUGAGUCCCACUUCCUUCUCAGGCAACAAGAAUCUCUGCGGACCACCUCUCCAACAAUGUGGCUCCCCGCCAGCACCAAAGCCCUCAUCCGAAACGAAUAAGAUAUCUAUUCUAAAAAUUGCGUUGAUUCUGUUAGCUAUGGCAUUAGCACUGGCCAUCAUUGCCUUGUGCAUACUCUUUGCUGCCCGGAGGAGUCCAAAAUCCAAAGUGGACGAAUUGGAUGAUUCAAACAAGCUGCCACCCCCAUCUCCAGUGCCAAGGGAACAUAGUAAGUUACAGGAAAAUACCGGUGUGGUUGCGAGUUCAAAGAAGACUGAGCCUGGUAAACUGUCCUUUUUGAAAGAUGAUGUAGAGAAAUUUGAUCUUCAGGACAUGCUUAGAGCAUCGGCAGAGGUUCUGGGAAGCGGGACUUUCGGAUCUUCUUACAAGGCGGUGAUAAUGAAUGGUCUAGCCUUGGUGGUGAAGAGGUACAAGCAGAUGAACAAUGUGGGAAGAGAAGAUUUCCACGAGCACAUGAGAAGACUGGGAAGGUUAAGACAUCCAAACCUUCUUCCUGUAGUGGCUUACUACUACAGGAGAGAGGAAAAGCUUAUGAUUUCCCAGUAUGUGGAGAAUUGUAGCUUGGCUAGUCACCUCCAUGCCAACCAUUCUGUCCAGCAACCGGGUCUUGACUGGCGCACCCGCCUGAGAAUUAUAAAAGGCGUAGCCAGGGGUUUGGCUUACCUCUACAACGAGCUUCCAAGUCUGAUUGUUCCUCACGGUCACCUCAAGUCCUCCAACGUGCUUCUAGAUGAGUCCUUUGAGCCACUCCUCACAGACUACGCCCUGAGGCCAGUGGUAAACCCGGAACACGCCCACAUGCUGAUGAUUUCAUACAAGUCACCAGAGUACGCGAAAACUGGCCGCAUAACUAGGAAAACAGACGUAUGGUGCCUGGGAAUAUUAAUCCUAGAAGUGCUAACUGGCAAGUUCCCAGAGAACUACCUAACACAAGGGUACAACAGCAGUGCAAGUUUGGCAAGUUGGGUGAAUGCAAUGGUGACAGAAAGGAAAACAAGCGAAGUGUUCGACAAAGAGAUGGGAGGAAUAAAGAACAGCAAGAGCGAAAUGAUAAAUCUGUUGAAGAUUGGGUUGAGCUGUUGUGAGGAGGAUCUUGAGACGAGACCAGAGUUGAAGGAGGUUCUAGAGAAAAUUGAGGAAUUGAGCAUUGAAGGAGACUCCGAUAUAGAAGAAUUUUCUUCAACAGUAGGAGAAGUUGCGUAUAAAGGGGUGGAGGAAGAUUUGGAUCGUUGAAUUUGGGGUUAUGGGUAGAGAUGUUUGCCCUUUUGGGUUGUUGGCGUUAAUUAUCUAUACCACUUUGUCGACAAGGCCAAAAAAAGGUCACUAAGAAGAAAAGAAAAGUGUGUUCUUUUUGUUCUGUUACAAUUAGUGAUUGUGUUAGCUAGACUCGCACAGUUGCACGCUGUUAAAAAC
This is a messenger RNA of Rubroshorea leprosula, 2236 nucleotides long. NCBI's taxonomy places the organism in Eukaryota, Viridiplantae, Streptophyta, Magnoliopsida, Malvales, Dipterocarpaceae. The record is from the annotation of a GenBank genome assembly.